AUGGACUCUCAGUUACUGGCCGCUAUCCAGGCUGGGAAGAAACUCAAGAAGGCUGAAACAAAUGACCGCUCUGGACCGGCUGUUGAAGGAGGAGCGAAACCGUCGGGAGGUGGGAUGGGUGGAGGUGGAGGCGGGGGCGGAGGAGGGGGCGGAGGAGUAUCAGCGGCUGCGGCCUCAAUGGGACCUCAGCUGGGUGGAUUGUUUGCUGGGGGAAUACCCAAGUUAAAGCCAGCGGGACAAAAUGGACCUGGUAUCGAAAGCCCCGGCCCUAGGAAAACCACCUACUGUUCCAAGAGCUCCAUCAGCACCUCCUCCUGCACCUCCGGCCGCGCCGCCCCCUCGUCCGCCCCCGACGGCCCGCCCCCACGUCCCCCAGCAGCUCCUCCUUCGGCCGCACCACCAAGACCGCCAGCUGCACCUCCUCCACCGCCAUCUGUACCUCCAGCACCGCCAUCUGCGCCUCCUCGCGCGCCUCCUCCACGGCCUCCAGCAGCAGCCCCACCGCGUCCACCUGCGGCCCCUCCUCCACGACCACCCGCGGUGCCUCCCGCAGCUCCGCCUCGCCCUCCAGCAGCACCUCCACCACCUGCUCCUCCGCGACCAGCCGCUGUAUCGCCUCCCCCUGCCCCACCACGAGCACCACCGACACUCCCAGCACGAACGCCAUCCGUACGAGCAACUUCACCCGAAGAGAGCGCGCCCCUUCCUCCUAUCCGAGCAGUCCCUCCGCCUCCCGCACGGAGCAAUACUGUAGCCCCAGCUCUUCCUGGGCGGAAGGUACCCCCACCACCGAGUGCUCCACCAAGUGCACCUCCAGCACCUCCUCGAGCAGCUCCUUCGCUACCAGCGCGCGCAGUUCCCCCUCCUCCUUCAAGUCCGCCCCCAUCUACAGCACCAAGGCAGCCUCCCCCUCCCCCUCCAGGCCGUACUCCAGCACCUCCUCCUCCCGUGCGCAACCGGACUGUGUCCGAGAAUGUCGCUCGAUCCAUAUCUCCUCCUGCAGCUCCUCCAGCAAUCGCGACCCCGACCGCUACUCGUCUAGGUGCCCCUAUCCGGCCUGCAUCGGCUGACCCGCCCGCUCGCACUGCCCCGCUUCCGCCACCAAGUCGUGCCCCGCCUCCACCAGCACCAGCAUCGGCGCCUAGACCUGUCUCCGCAGCUGUUCCUGCUGCUAGCUUGGCCAAUGUUCCUACCAUGCACUCCCGAGCAGUUAGUGAGAGUGCAGCCAUAGCUCCUGUUAAGAAAGGAAAGAUUCCGGAGCCUCCAUCUAAAUUUGGCGAUCACGUCUUCCCUUCCCCAUCCGCAUUUCCACCCCCACGGCCGUUUGUUAAAGCCGCGCGUACUUAUCGUAGUGGGAGCUCGAAAGGAAGCGGCUUUGAUACUAACACAUUGUAG
Molecule: messenger RNA, 1395 nt
Organism: Rhizoctonia solani
Lineage: Eukaryota; Fungi; Basidiomycota; Agaricomycetes; Cantharellales; Ceratobasidiaceae
Exons: 3
Coding region: 1-1395 (464 amino acids)
Molecular function (GO): actin binding
Source: RefSeq, a predicted model, not a curated record